AUGCCACCCACUCUGGUCGUUUUAGUCGUGUGCAUGCAUGUAAAUAAUUUUCACUAUAUUUAACAAAGUUUAUCGAUUUCUCUAUUAUAUACGUUUGUGCUCAUGAAACUAUUAGGAAGCUGUUAAAUAUGAAUGUGUAAGUGUAUAGCGUCGAUUAUGCUAUUAAUGUAGUUGUUACUGCUUUUUUGUUCUUCUACCUUUGGUAUUAUCAUGACGUGUAUAUAUAUAUGUUUAUAGGCAUGUUCGUGCAUGUAUUGCAUUUUAUUGCUAUGUAUUGCUACAUUCUAUACUAUAUUCGGUAAUAUAUAGCACGAGAGUAGUGGCGCAUGCUGCCUGCAUGCAUUUGGAAAUGUGUGUCUCCUCUUUUUUAAACACUUUCGUUUUUCAUAUUUUCGUGUUUUCGGUUGUGCUACUGCUACUGUUAAAGUUGAUAGCUGUUGCAACAGUGACUACUGGCCAACAUAUGUGUCUAGAACGUCAGACAAACGUUCUUGGCACCUUUGCAAGCCAGGCUGAACGAAACGGGCGACAAUAGAAAAGCAUUCAUUACCUUAAAAGGAAACAAGAAAAAAUAAAUAAAAAUAAAAUAAAAAUUUUGUGAAAAAUGUGAAACGAAAUUCAAAUCCAAAUUUGUACUUGAAAGCCUGGGACAAAAAUAGUUGUUUGUUGUGCGCUGUAUUCGUGCUUUGUGUUAUUUUCUCUAUUUGGUUUUAUUACAAUUUGUUUGCUAAAUUCAAUUAGAUUCGCUCGUUGAUUUGGUUGAAUUCAGUGUUUUAUGAAUUCGGUUACAUACGACAUCAAAUAAUUUAAAUUCAAAAAGAAAAUUACACACACACACACACACACACACAUUAUUUAUGCAGACAUAUUUGCAGUUCCAUUAUGAAUAAAUCGCAUAUAUCUACAGAUAUAUUAAAUCGCAUGAAGGCCUUUGAAAGUACCGACUCUGAAGCCUUGAAUAGACUACCGAUAGUCCCGCUCUCUUUAGAGAACGAACAAGAGAAAACAGCCACCAUAGGACCGCCAACAGGAAUAAUGAUGUCGUCGCCACCGUCAGGUGUACAAACAGAUGCCGAAGGUCUGAUAUUGCCAAAGAAAUUGAUCAAUCCCUGUCUCGAAUCAACGGAUCGCAAACAAUUGCAUCGCGAAUUGAAAUUCACCACAAAAAUGGGUAUAAAUGUUUUAAAUCAGAAAUCUGAACUGCAAAGAGCUUAUGAGAAACAAAGAGAAAAACAACUGCAACAGCAACAGCAUGACCAGCAUUCACCCACUAUAGGCCUUAAAGGUGAAUUGAGUCGUGUGAUAAUGGAACGAGCGCAAAAACAUGAACAAGCCCGCCAACAGGAAACAGAAAACGAUGAAGACAAACAAUACGUAAAUCCUGAAUAUUUGAACAUUAAAGCGAAACUGAAACAGACCACAGACUUUAAAUAGAUUAGAAAAUAAAUAAGAAAAAGUGUCAGAAAUAAUUGCUUUUUCCUUUUUUUUUUUUUUCUUUUUGUAAUUU
This is a messenger RNA of Glossina fuscipes, 1507 nucleotides long. RefSeq names its product protein FAM107B. Lineage: Eukaryota; Metazoa; Arthropoda; Insecta; Diptera; Glossinidae. The transcript is spliced from 3 exons. The record is from RefSeq and is a predicted model, not a curated record. Bases 883 to 1434 code for a protein of 183 amino acids.